Molecule: messenger RNA, 789 nt
Organism: Fomitiporia mediterranea MF3/22
Lineage: Eukaryota; Fungi; Basidiomycota; Agaricomycetes; Hymenochaetales; Hymenochaetaceae
Product: NAD-binding protein
Exons: 4
Coding region: 1-789 (262 amino acids)
Cellular component (GO): intracellular anatomical structure
Molecular function (GO): oxidoreductase activity, acting on NAD(P)H, oxygen as acceptor
Source: RefSeq, a predicted model, not a curated record
AUGGCCAACUCUAUCCAGAACGGCUGUACCACUUCUACUGUUCUUGUCGGGGUUGAAGCAGCAUUACGCGCAGUAGUAGACCCAACCAUCUCUCUGACACCUACGUUGCUGCAGAAAGAGUUCACUAUUGAGGGAAGAGUCGCUGUCGUCUCCGGUGGUCGUCGAGGACUCGGGCUAGAGAUGGCUGAAGCACUUGCUGAAGCCGGUGCGACUGUAUAUUGUCUGGCUGCCAGUGAAGGACCAUCUGAGGAAUGGUUGGCGACCCAAGCAUACGUUUCUAGACUCGGUCUCGUGAAGAGUGCUCGCCUUGAGUACGCCAGCGUGGACGUCUCCGACCAGACUGCCGUUUGGGAAGUCAUGGGCGUUAAUGUGAAUGGCAUGUUCUACACUGCACAAGGGGCCGCGAGGCAGAUGAAGAGACUUGAGACACCGGGGAGUAUAGUACUUGUGACGUCUGCAACUGGAAGUGUAGCCUUCCGAGGAGCUCCACUUGCUGCAUAUAGUACGACAAAGGCUGCCGGUAUCCAGAUGGCAUGCUCCCUGGCAUGCGAACUCGGGCCUGACAGAAUUAGAGUGAACUCUCUGUCCCUGGGAUAUUUCCCAACAGACCUCCAUUCUGGAAUUGAGCAUGGGGAAGAAGUCGACAAGUACUUGAAAACGCAAAAUCCACUUGUACGAGCUGCAAAACCUGCAGAGUUGAGAGGGGUGAUUACAUGGCUGGCAUUGGACACGUCGUCAUUCUGCACAGGAAGCGAUAUAAUCGUUGAUGGCGGCCAUCGCGCAUGGUGA